GGGGCGCCGCCCGAGCCGCCCGCAGCAUGGCCGUGCCGCGGGAGCCGCCGCCGCCGCCCGCCCCGGCGCUGCCGCCCGGCCCUGCCCCCGCCGCCGCCGCCCCGACCUUCGCCGCGGCCCGCGGGCUCGUGGGGCGCCGCUACUCGUGCCUGGUGGUGGCCCCGCACCGCAGGCACGUGGCGCUCCCGCCGCGCUUCCUGGGCCGCAAGCGCUCCGGCAUCCGCGCCCAGCUGGACGCGGAGCUGCUGCGAUACUCGGAGAGCCUUCAGGGUGUGCCCGUGGCUUACGACAACAUCAAAGUGGUGGGUGAGCUCGGCGACAUCUACGACGACCAGGGCUUCAUCCACCUCAACAUCGAGGCGGACUUCGUCAUCUUCAGUCCCAAGAAGGGGAAAAAGCUGGUGGGUAUAAUUAAUAAAGUGGCCCCUAGUCAUAUUGGCUGCCUGAUCCAUGGAUGCUUCAAUGCAUCUAUCCCUAAGCCUGAACAAAUGUCAGUUGUACAAUGGCAAGAGCUGGGGUUAAAAAUAGGGGAUGAACUGAAAUUUCAAGUGUUGCACUUGGAUUCUGAUGCAGCUGGGGUGUUCUUCAUUCGAGGAGGACUCACUAAAAAAAGCAUGCGGCCCAAACGAUCUGAGACCGUCACUGAGAGUACAAAUGGGAAUGAAAUUCAAAACCUUGAUCACCAGGAAAAUGGCCUGAAUGACUGUGGGGAAGACAAUAUAACAGAAGAGCCUUUAAAUGAGACAAAUAACCCUGGGAGGGAAAAUGAAGAAGGGCAAAGUGUUGAUGCUGUGAACGGGUUAUGUGAUGAAACAGGCAAGAAGAAAAAGAAGAAGAAAAAGGACAAGCGAGAAGAACAGGAACAUGUAUUGCCUGCCAGUGACUCCAGUGGUUACCAAAGUGACCAUAAAAAGUCAAAGAAAAAGAAAAGAAAGCAUUGUGAAGUUGAAGAAAGUGAAUUAUCUCAGCUGUCAGAAAACCCCAAGGCUAAAAAGAAAAGGGACUAAAGCUUGAAGUGCCUUUCCUGAAUUAGAUUUCAGACAUUUUUCUUAAGUUCCAAUAAAACCCUGUUUUCAAAAUA
Molecule: messenger RNA, 1081 nt
Organism: Myiozetetes cayanensis
Lineage: Eukaryota; Metazoa; Chordata; Aves; Passeriformes; Tyrannidae
Gene: POLR1F
Product: RNA polymerase I subunit F
Exons: 4
Coding region: 27-1007 (326 amino acids)
Biological process (GO): DNA-templated transcription; DNA-templated transcription initiation
Cellular component (GO): RNA polymerase I complex
Source: RefSeq, a predicted model, not a curated record